Caenorhabditis sp. 36 PRJEB53466 is the source of this 1307-nucleotide messenger RNA. The record is from the annotation of a GenBank genome assembly. Lineage: Eukaryota; Metazoa; Nematoda; Chromadorea; Rhabditida; Rhabditidae.
AUGUCACCCACGUCAACGCUUCUUUUGCUUCUUCUGGUAGCCGCCGGCUUCCAGUCCGUCCAAUCUGCGUCCUGUCCAACAGGAACAAAGUUAUACGGCUCAAAGUCAGUUUCCCGAGUUCCUUCAAGACAUCCAAACCUUUCUUUAGAUGCUAUGCAGCUCUUGGCAUGGAUAUGACUCGAGACAAUGCACUGUCUUACUGCCAGAAAACGUAUGGUUCUUAUGCUCGACUCACUGCGCCUCUCACCUAUGCCGAGAAUUUUUUUGUGACUGAGCAAGUGCAAUGUAGCCCAUUCAAUAUAUGGCUGAGCAAAACUAAAUAUUUCUAGUACACGCAAAUUGGCAUACAUGGCUCGAGUUUGUUGCCGAUGGAACGUACAUUGUUGGAGAUGACGGCCGUCCGCCAACUUACACAAACUUCGCAGUUGGUUAGUCGUCGCUUCACAAGCAAUUUAUUUCUCAAAAAAAAACUACUUUCCAGGAGAACCAUUCAGUGUGGCUCUUGGAUAUUGUAUCACGAUUGGAAUGAAUGGGUUCUGGUACGCUCAGCCUUGUGCUGAUUCCCACAGUGCUCUCUGCGAGUUCGAUCUCUAUCCCGUGACCACUUCCAAACCGAUCCCAGUCACAACUCCAAAGCCUAGUGGUUAUCCGACUUGUGUUCAAAAGUAUUUGAGUGAGUUUUGCUGAAAUUAGCGUCAAUUUGAUGUAUUUCCUUCUCUAUAUUUCAGACUUUGUUCCAUGCCAAUCUGGAUGGGAGUACUACCCGCAAACCUGUGCAUGCUUCCGAGUGAGUAAAAUGAAAUCACUCCUCCAAUCUAAGCCGUAUUUCUAGAUUAUCUCCAACACCACCUAUUAUAAUGCGAUGAACACAUGCAGAAGUCUCGGAGGAACGCUUGCUUCCAUCCACACUUCCGGAGAAGCUGCAUUUGUUGAACGUAAAUCAGUUCUGUACAAGUAACACAUUCAUCUGAUUCUUUUUGCAGGCCUUGGAGUGGAAGCGAACAGCUAUUGGAUCUCUACUGCAUCCGCCAGAGACAAUAUCAUUGUUGGUCUUACUUACAACUCCGAUCGCGGAUAUUUCCAGUGGGAUGAUUCCACUGUUUUCGAUUUUAGUCAAGGAUUUGCCCCAGCUGAGCCAGCAGAUUAUACUAGUCAGGGACAGGUGUGUACUUUAAAAGCCAUCGGAUCAGAAACAGUGGUUUUAGGUCAUUUUGAGCAAUCCAAUGGGAUAUGCGACGUACAUGAGGAUGGGAAAUUGCGCCUUCCAAACGUGUCGAUAUGCUGCUUGUAAACGAUAUGUCUAUUGA